CCAGCUAAGACAACAAUCCUCGAAGUCGAGCGCAAGUUCCGCCGCCUCGCCAAGCAGCCCCAUACUCCGCACACGCACAUGUUCGCCUCCGUCCAGCCCCUCCCGACCCGCACGAUCCACGACAUCUACUACGACACGCCCACGCGCGCCCUCUCCGCCGCCGGCGCCUGGGUCCGCCGCCGCGACGGCGCGUGGCAGGCCAAGGUGCGGCGCGGCGGCGACUUUGUCCGCUCGCGCUUCGAGGAGCUGCGCGGCGAGCGCGACGUCGGCCGGUGCGUCGCGGCGGUCGUGGGUAUUGAGGAGGCGGUGGUUCGAGAUUUUGGGCUGGGGAAGCUGGCCGAGUUCGUCACCACGCGCGAGGCGUGGUUGGUCGAUGGGAAGUUCAAGGUGGUGAGGGACCGAAUGGAUUUCGGGCAUGAGGUCGGGGAGGUGGAGUUGCAGGUUGAGGUGGAGGGCGGGAUCGGAGAGGGGGAGAAGGCCGUGUUGAUGGAGGAGAUGGACCGGAGGAUUGUGGCGUUUAUGCGGCGGUAUGCGUGGGCGUGGGAGGAGGGUGAAGCGGUGGGGAAGCUUACGGCUUAUUUCGAG
Thermothielavioides terrestris NRRL 8126 is the source of this 585-nucleotide messenger RNA. RefSeq lists its product as uncharacterized. The transcript has 3 exons. NCBI's taxonomy places the organism in Eukaryota, Fungi, Ascomycota, Sordariomycetes, Sordariales, Chaetomiaceae. The record is from RefSeq and is a predicted model, not a curated record. The annotation marks the transcript as partial. Gene Ontology annotation, biological process: dephosphorylation; thiamine metabolic process; thiamine diphosphate metabolic process. Gene Ontology annotation, molecular function: magnesium ion binding; thiamine triphosphate phosphatase activity.